Penicillium verhagenii is the source of this 1548-nucleotide messenger RNA. RefSeq names its product cytochrome P450. Gene Ontology annotation, molecular function: heme binding; iron ion binding; oxidoreductase activity, acting on paired donors, with incorporation or reduction of molecular oxygen. Lineage: Eukaryota; Fungi; Ascomycota; Eurotiomycetes; Eurotiales; Aspergillaceae. Bases 1 to 1548 code for a protein of 515 amino acids. The transcript is spliced from 3 exons. The record is from RefSeq and is a predicted model, not a curated record.
AUGCUUUUCUCACUUGAAAAUGCUCCGUUCAUCGCCCUCGGCCUCCUCGCUGCCUACUUUUUGCUACCGUAUGUACAAAAUGGGCGUUUGAGGGGGAUCCCCAGUCCGAGCUUUGCGGGCUUCAGCAACCUUUGGCUGCUUUUGCAGGCACGCCAGGGUAAGCGUUACUUGUCCGUUGACGAAGCUCAUAAGAAAUAUGGAAAGGUGAUCCGCAUUGCACCAAACCACGUCUCUGUCGCCGACGAUGCUGCUAUUCAGGCUAUUUAUGGACACGGAAAUGGAUUCCUGAAGGCACUUAGCGACUUUUAUGACGCCUUUGUCUCAAUUCGCCGGGGUUUGUUCAAUACUCGCAACCGUGCUGAACAUACCCGUAAGCGGAAGAUUGUGUCUCACACUUUCAGUGCCAAAUCCAUUGGCCAGUUCGAGCAGUACAUUCACACCAACCUAGAAAUCUUUGUUAAGCAGUGGAACAAGCUCUCCGACCUGGAGGCCAAUCCCAAGACUGGCUACGCCAGCAUAGAUGCGUUGAACUGGUUCAACUACCUUGCCUUCGAUAUUAUUGGCGACCUGGCCUUCGGUGCUCCCUUUGGCAUGCUUGAGAACGGAAAGGAUAUUGCUGAGAUGCGCAAGAGUCCGGAUGAGCCUCCUAAGUAUGUUGCUGCUGUUGAGGUGUUGAACCGCCGCGGCGAGGUAUCCGCAACUCUGGGUUGUUUGCCAUCCCUAAAGCCCUGGGCUAAAUGGAUCCCUGAUCGUUUCUUCACUGAAGGUCUUGCCGCCGUGGAGAAUCUCGCCGGUAUUGCUAUUGCACGGGUCAACGAGCGCGUAAAGCCUGAAGUAGUUGCGAAUAAUACCCGAGUUGACCUUUUGGCUCAUUUGAUGGAGGGUAAGGACGAGACUGGUGAGAAAUUAGGCCUCGAGGAACUCACCGCCGAGGCUUUGACCCAGCUGAUUGCCGGUUCGGAUACAACCUCAAACACUUCUUGUGCUAUCUUAUACUGGUGCCUUCGCACCCCCGGAGUUGUUGAAAAACUGCAAAAGGUUCUGGACGAAGCAAUCCCCAAGGAUGUCGAUGUCCCCACGCACGCCAUGGUCAAGGAUAUCCCCUAUCUCCAAUGGGUCAUCUCGGAAACUAUGCGUAUUCACAGCACAUCUGCCAUGGGCCUUGCGCGUCAAGUCCCCGAGGGCAGUAAGCCCGUUGUUAUCUCUGGCCACACAUUCUACCCUGGCGACGUCCUGUCCGUGCCAAGCUACACUGUACACCGCUCCACAGAAAUCUGGGGUAAAGAUGCUGAGGAGUUCGUCCCUGAACGCUGGGAGAACUUAACUGCCCGCCAAAAAGCCGCAUUUAUCCCUUUCAGCCACGGCCCACGUGCCUGCGUCGGUCGCAACGUCGCUGAGAUGGAGCUGCUUUGCAUUGUCGCCACAGUUUUCGGCAUGUUCGAGUUCCAGCUUGAGCAAGAGGAGGAGAUGCAGACCCGCGAGGGCUUCCUGCGCAAGCCCCUUGGCUUACAGGUUGGAUUGCAUCGCCGAGUCCGCGAUUUGUCUUGA